AUGCGAUGGAUAUUAAAUGCUAAUUUUGUAAAUUACGUAUCAGAUCAAAGUAUUAUUUUUCUAAUACUUUUUUGCUUUUGGAUUAUUUUUUUAAUCUUUUAUAUGUCACGUGUUAUGGGACCUAUUACUGCAUUAAUUUUAACAUACAUUGCACAUAAAUGUGGAUUAAAAUGUUAUCUAAAAUUAGGUUCUUUAUCAAUUUCUUUACUAGCAGGAAAAGUUAUGUUUCGACAUUUCACAUUUAUAUGCGAAGAUUAUGCAAUUUAUUGUAAUGAUGGUUAUCUUAUCUUUUCAUAUUGGCGACAUAUCAAAUUCACUGAUCUUUAUAAGCAAGACUUGAAAGGUCGUUUACAUUUGAUAUUAAAUGGACUACGUAUUCAUAUAUAUAAUCGUUUGGAUGCAUAUCGAAAAUUAAAAAAAGAUUCUAAAUUUGAAAAACUUUUUAUGACAAUUUCACAACAACAACAACAAAAACAACAACAAAAACAACAACAAAAACAACAACAACAACAAAAACAACAACAACAACAACAACAACAAAAUGAUGAAAACAUACAUUCAAACGACAAUAUUAUUAAAACGAAUGAUAAAUUUGUGAAAAAUUUUUGGACAUUUAUUGGUACAAUACGUAUGUCAAUUAAAAAUAUUCGAAUAUACGUUGGAAAUCGUUUGCUACCAACUACACUUGUCAUUUGUUCACAGAAAGCAUUAUUUAUUGGACGAUUGGAACAAAUAAAUAAUACUAAACUUUUGGUAUGCUCAAUUAAUGGUUCAAAUUUUUCAAUUUCAUUAAAUACUAACAAUGAAUAUGAUUCAACCGAUCAACGAAAUCUUUGGAAAUGUUAUAGUGCACCUCGAAUAAUGGGAAGUGGCUUUAAAGUACUUCAAAAUGCUACAUUAAAAGCUAUUUAUCGUAGUAGUAUCUUUGCUGAUUCAUCAUUGAUACCAAUUUGUGAUUUAAAUAUUGAUUUUGGUGAAAAUGUAGCAAUUGCAUAUGGUCCAUGGGCAGAAGCAUGUCGUUCUGCUUUUGUUAGCUAUUUUUUUCCAACUGAUUUUACCGAUGCUAAAUCUGUUAAAUUACCGGAAAAUAACGAUCAUAAAAUACCACAAAAAAUUGAUAUUACAUUGACAAUGAAUGGUAGAACAACGAUUAAUUUAUGGUUUAUGCGAAACGAUGAAUUGAAUACAAUGACUGUAAUUAUCAAAAAUGGCUUAUCAAUAAGUAUUGAAAAACCAUUGGUAACAACCACUGAUGAUGAUGGAUAUAAAACAAAAAUACAAUUUAAUAUGAACGAUGUACAAUUUCUACUAACUUCUGCUUUUCGAAAAUUAAUUUCAUACGAUGAAAUGACAGUUCAAUGUGAUAUAUUUAUACCAAAACAAUAUGGACAAAUUCAAAAUUGUCAACUUUUGAUAAAAAUGAAUUGUGUUACAACAUGGUGUAUAUGGGAUCAUAUUGUCUUCAUGCAGGAUUUUGUAAAUGAAAUUUCAUCGUAUUAUACCGAAGAUUUGGCACAAUUUGUGCCACAAAUUUGGAAUUGUCAAAUUGAAUUUACAAAUGCAAAAUUCAUUUUUGUUGUGAAUGAUAAAAAUUGGGUGGAUGCAAGCAAUCCAUCAAGUAAUUUCUUGAUUGCACUUUUUGCGAAACAAUUUACAAUCAGUUGCAAUUUCAAUAAAACUGAUUUCUGUCCCCAAAUUUGUCAUUGUAAUACGGAAAUGGUUGCAAGUGAAUCGGUUGCAAUUAAAUUUCACAUACCACAACGAAGUACCUUAUCACCAGUAGUACAUACACUUUAUGAUAAUUCAUUUCAUUUUAUCAAAUAUUCAACUAUUAAUGUAUCAACAACAAAUUUUGAUUUUGAUACGAAUUGGUUAGAAUUUUUACGUACACAGCAAAUUACAUUCACUUUUAAUUAUACGUGGCAUCCCAUAUAUCUUCCGUAUAAAAGUGAUUUACCGUUACGGAUUAAACCGAUUGCAAAUCAACAAUAUCCGGCACAUCCGUUUGAGUUAGAACCUGAUUCUGCACAAAUUAAAAUUGUAAUUCAACCACCGGAAAUAUUCAUUUCCGGUUUUGCUUUAUGGAUUGUCAAAAAUUACAUCAACGAUUACUUUGGUUCAUAUAGUCAGCAACAAUCAGAUAUGGAUUCUUAUAAUGCACAUGCAUUGCUUUCCCGAAGACUUUACGGACACGUAAAACACGAAAUUGAAAAAUAUCGGCCAUUGGAUAUGAAAUUAAGUAUUCAAUUUCAGGAUGCUCAUGGGCACUGUCUUAUUCAUACAAUUAAAACAACGGGUAAAAAUCCGGAUAUUUGUCCAACAAUGAAAAUUGACAUUAUGGUUGUAGAAAUAGUACGAAAAAUUCGUGAUUUACGAUUUCAGAUUUUUAUUUCUGGAUUGCAAAUAUUUUUCCGGAAAUCUGAAUCAAUCAGGAAUGUUCAAGAUGGUCAUUUAUCGAUUGAUCAAAUUGCCAUACGGAUGAAUGCAUUUUCAUCUGAAUUAAAUAUUCCAUGGGAUGCUGGUGCUGUUGAAUAUGCAUGUGGAUGGGAAAUAAUUAUAGGUCAAAUUGUAACUAAAAUUGAUCCAAUACAAUUAAUUUGUAUUGCACAAAUGUUGGAAAGUUUUUUGCUAUUAAUUACAGCAAUUGACGAAGAACUUUUAAUUCCACAAAUGUAUGAUAUUUGUCAACAUAUGAAUGAUGUGCGCACUUGUCCAAUUUCAAAUCUUCAAUUGAUUGAUUUGGAAAAUCGCGCCCAGAAUUGCGAACGAGCUAAAAAUUUAAAAUAUAUUUUAUUUCGUGCUAGCAUUGAUUUGAUUAAUAUUAUUAUAAUGGAAGAUUUGGCAAUGAUAUGUAUAUCAAUGGAACCGUGGCGCAUAUGUACCUGUAACUGUCAUGAGUUAUCCUUUUGCGCCAGCUUUUUAUUUGGUAUACUUCAGUUAGAUAUUAAACAAUUUAUCAAAUACUCAUUGUACAAUGAUAAUGAUAAUAAAUGGCUUGAAUGUGGAUCAAUUCAUUUUCAAGAUAUCGAAUUUGAAAUUCGAUUACCAUUUGCAUCUAAAAAUUUAUAUCUUAUAAAUGAACGAAAAAAAUUUCUAAAAAUGCAUGAUGAAUAUACGAAACGAUUAUAUUUUUUAUGGUUAAAUGAAACUAAAUGUGGUUGUUAUGGAAGUUUUGCAUUUUUUGGCGAAGAUGAUUUAAGUGGUUGCAUUUUUAUGGCUGAUUUUAUGCAAAAACUUACACAAUCACAAAUUAAUAAUGAACCUAAGCAACCUGGUUUUGGUCAAAGUAUCAUAGAACCAUCAACAAAGUUAUUUGAAAACAACGAUUUAAACAUUAUUAAUUUUUCCAACGAACAUAAGAAAUUAGGGACAGCAAUUUGUCCAAGCAGUUCGGAUACUUAUACAGAAAUGACUAAGUCUAAGUGCGCUUCUGGUACACUUCUCGAUAUUUAUCAUAAUUUUUUAAAUAUAUAUCAAAUACAGUUCAAAAAUAGCACUGCGACAAAUGCAUCCAAUCAAUUUAAAUUGAUUCGAAAUGGUAUUAAUAAUUUACAUUUAAUUGAUACAAAAUUAGAAAAUAAAAGUAAGGAGAAUAAUAAUUCACCAAAAGAAGAAAUGUCACAAUCAAUAUCGCAUCAUUCUCGAAAAAUGCAAAUGAGUUCAUCGUAUAAUCAACGACCUUUGAACUGGGGCAUUGACCCCAAAGUUAUUUAUGGUUGGGGUAAUAUUUCUUCAAUAACAAAGAUCUUUCUUACACCACUAAGUAUCGAAGUAAUCCAACGACUUACGGAACGAGCGGAAAUGAUUUUAACAGCGCUUAAUCCAAUUUCAAUAAUACAACAUACCUAUGCUUUAUGUGCUUUCAAAUGUCAUAAACAACCAAUUAAUGAGAAAAAUAAUCUUUUCAUUCAAGAUUCAUUAUUACCUGAAGUAAAUGCGCAUUUUGGUUUACCACCUGUUUACAUAACAUUUUUCCAAGGAGCUCGUAUUGAUGAUGAAUUGCUAAGAAAUAAUGCAAAUAAGGACAAUUGCGCCCGCUCUACCAAAAUGCAUUGUACAGUUACGAUGAUUUAUGGCCGAGAAUGCUAUUUAAAUGUUUUCACAAAUAAUCAAAAUAAUAUGCAAAUGAUAUGCUUUGAUACAUAUACACUUUAUCAUGCGCAAUUUGCUAAAAUUGUUUAUACACGAGAAAAAAAACGAUUUAUGGAUAAUUGGAAAACAAAUUUUUUAACAAAUUGGGACAAAUUAGAUUUAUCAAAACGUUUACGACAUAGUAAAUUAAUCAUUCUUAGUGAAUUAAAUGUGCCAAAUAUUUUGCUAAAAGGUUUUAUCAAUCGACAAAAUUUACUCCAUUGGAUUAAUGGUAGUGAAAUUAUCAUUCGUACUGGUGAGCCACGCUUAAGAAUCUCUUCGGGUGAUGAAUGCUUGGAUAAACAAAGCGAUAUAAUAUUACUAAAGUUAGCUGUAGCAUCAUCAUUAAUAUCUUGGUUUCACGUAUUACGUCAAUUUCAAAAAUCAAUUCAUCAUACAUUAGUGAAAUAUAAUGAAUGGCUUGAUUUAUGCAUGUUAAAAGCAUUAAGUGAAGCAUUGGAUUUACGCGAUGAUUUGAUUUUAACAUUAUGUAAAAGUUCAUUAAAUGAUGUAAAACGCUAUGCAAUGGUAAUGAAUGCAUGUGCAAGCUGCAUGCUAAUGCAUUUCUUAUUGCAUUGCACAAUGAAUAAGGAUGAAAAUGAAAGAUUUAAUUAUUGGAUGAAUCAUUCAUUUGAUUUUGAAUCGAUCACUAAUUCAAGAUUUGAUCGAAAAUUUGCAUUAAUUUCAUUAUUGAAUUUAUGGCAUCAAUUACUUGCACCACAUGUUAAAGUUAGUAAUUUGGCGACAGCUAAAAAAUAUUCUCGAGAUUUACCAUCUGAAAAUAUGAAAUCAGUGACAGCUGCUGGUGAAGAUAAAUCAAUGAAGCAAACUACAGGAACAACCGUAUCGAUUCCGGUUUCCGGUUCUAUAGCAAAUUCAGGUGUUAAAGGUAUAACUGAAAAUCUUACAGUGAAACAAUUCAAUACUUUACCGUCUAUAUUUUUUUGGCCUAUCUUUAAGAUUUAUCAUUUAGAUACAAAUAUUUUAUUUAAAUUACCAGUUAAAAGAAUUCAUUUUUCAUUCAAAUUUAUGAUUGGAGAGUUUAAGAUAUAUUUAGUUGAAUUAAUAAGAAAAAAAAAUCAAACAAUUCAACAACAAUCAUUUUUAUUCUUACUUUUGGAUACGAUAACUGUUGAUUCAGCAAUUAUUUAUAAUAUUUUAAUGGAUAAUCAACAAUUGAAUGCAAUAAAGACAUUUUUAACAAUAAACUUUGAAACGCUUUUUCCACGCAUUGAAUUAUUUUGUACGCAAACAGUUUUGCAUUUGCUAAAUGAAUUAUUUCAAAGUGUCGCAUACUGUAUGACAGUAACACCUACCGUAACCUCAGUGAUUCAUUUGGAUGACACACAAAAUUCGAUUAGUAAAACAGCUGAAUCAGUUAUUGUUGAAAAUAGCGAACGAAAACAGCAAAAAUGGAUUGUGACAUUGUUAAAUUUGUUUCGAAAAAACAAAAUGAAUAAUGAAAAGAUUGAAAAACUAAAAUCAAACAUUGCAAAUUUUUCAAUUACCAUUAAUAAUAAUAUUAUUAUUUCUGCAAUCAAAUUUGAAUCAAAAAUUAUGCAUCUGAUCUUGAUGUUACGAAUUUUCAAUAGUAAACUACAACACAACAAUGCAUAUCUUAUAAAUGAACCAAAAAAAACAAUUCAAGAAGUUUCAAUUGCAAUUCAAGAUAUUAAAAUGAUGAUAACCGAGAAGGGAACAACUGAUAUAAAUAUUUUUCAUGGAUCGCUUACUACUGUUACGAGUACAUUUCGAAGAUUGUAUGAAGCGAACAAUUUAUUAAAUACUAUUUGUUUGACUGUGGAAAAUAUAAAAUUAAAUUACAUUAUUGGAAGUUCAUUUAUGAUAAAAGCAGAUGAUAAGAUAUAUAGUGAUAACGAUGAUAAUGAUAAGGAAGAUUAUCAAUUUGCAUCUUCAAUAGCUGAACAACAAUGGAUUAAUGAAAAUGAAAACAUUACAAAGUUUAAUUUUGAUAUGAAAUUAUUACAUGGAGAAAUGAAUGCUAAAAUUUCAUCAAAUGUUACAGCAAAAUAUAAUUUCAAAAAUGCGCAUUGUUUUGGAACUUUUCCUCAAAAGGGUACAAUAUCAAUUGAAAAUCAUUUUAUCACUUAUACAUCAUUUUAUUCCAAAAAAAUACCAAAAUGGAUGCGAUUAGGAAAUUUUUCCAUUAAAUUACCAUCAUUAUUGAUUGUAUAUGAGAAAUGUAUAAAAAAUGAAAAUGAAAUUAUUCAAAUUGAUAAUAAACAAAUUAUAUGCUCUAAUGAAUCAUAUGCUAAUAUUGUUAUCACUGCUGGAAGUUUUGAUCAAUCAAUCAAUACCGAUGUUUUAAAUAUGUUACUUUAUUCGCAUGAAACAGCAAUUGCUGAAUUUGAACAUAUUAUGAGUAUUGUACGUAGUUCAACUGCAUUUCAUCGAAAUUCAAUUUAUAAUUCAUCGUUUCUUUUUCAAUUACAAAUACAAUGUGAAAAUGUUUCACCAUGGUUAAAAUUAACAUUAACUGAUACAACUAAUACAGCAUUACGUAUUACAACCGAAGUUGUUAAUAUGUUUAUUAUUGGUCGAAAUAUUUUAAAUAAUAAUAAGAAUAUUUUUGAGAAACAGAUACGAGGUAAUGUAUCGUUUUGUUUGAAUUUCAAACUUGGACAUAUGAUUCGAAAUGAAGCAUUUGAGGAAGAUGAACUUCGAGAGUUAGCUGAUCUUACAACUAAUUUAACAUUUAUACUUCAGUUCAGUCCUAGAAGUAUUGCUAAUGCUAUUAUCAUUUUCUCUCAUACUGUAAUUUUAUUCAAAUUUCCGGCAAUUAUCAGAGCGAAAGAUAUUUUACGAGAUUUUAGCUUAUCACGUAGUUUUUGGAUGAAACAAAAAAUGCGUCAUACAACGCAAACUGAAAAUGAUUCAUCGCAAAUGACGUCGCAUAGUUCACUUUUGGAUAUGGGAAAUCGUUUAAUAAUGCGAAUAACAUUACUAUUUCGUGAUCGUACAAUAGCAUGCAUACCGCUUUACAGUAACAAUUAUCGAUCAUUUACGUCUGCGCUUCUAUUUGGCGUAAAAGACGCUGAAGCUACGGUUAAAUUUGUACGUGGCGCUAAAGCUGAAGCAAAAUUUAGCGAUUUUAAAAUUGUUUUUGUGGAAAAUUUUGAAAAUUCUAUGGAAGAAUCCUGGAUUGAUGGCCAAGAAAAUACACCAACAAAUUUUACAUUCUUUCCGCAUGGUGUUUGCAAAAUUGUAGUGAAAUCUUCAAAAUCGGAACAAUAUAAACGAGUAGCAUCUGUGCAAUGCUCAAUGAAAGGUCUUAUCUUUGAUAUUGAUAGUCGUAUUGGAAAUUUGAUUGGAGCAGUGUGGAAUACAUGUGCAACAAUUAAUGAAGAUCAAGAUGUAGAUGUAAGUGAAUAUGAACCGAUGAAAAUUAUGACAAGUGAAAUUGAACGAAAUGAUGAUAUUAAUCUGAAAAAUGAAUAUGCGUCCAUUGUUAAACCGGAAAAACGAAUUCGUUGGGUUGAGCAAAAGAUUUAUGAGCAAACGCAGAAAUUAAAGUCACACAUAACAGAUGUCACAUACGAAUGGGAACUACGACGUUUGAAAAAACUUCAAUUAAUUCGAGUGAAACAAUUUAAGGAAUCAAUGCUUGAUCGUUUAAAACGACAAAAAUUACGAGGCAAACAAUUGAAAAAAGCACCAGUUAGAAAGGAUAAAACUAAAGAUGAAGAUGAUGCUGAGGAAAAAUCAGAUAGUGAAUCAGUUACAGGUGAGCAAUCAACAAAAUUUCUUCGAGAAAUUACAUCGAUUGAUCAACCAAAAAGUAAUAUUGUUGGUUCAUCAUUGAAACAGCAUAAAAUUCCUGCUAAAAUCAAUGAUAAUACGAUGAAAACUGAUGAAAAAAUGAACGAUGGAUCAUUUAUAUUUGACAUGCAAUUUUUUGGUGAAGCUGGUGAGUGUAUGCUACGAAAUAGAAUUUCAACUGAAUUUACAAGUACAACAAGUGCUACACCAGAAAAUAAUUUUAAAAGACAUGAUGAUGCAAAUGAAGAUUGCACAAAAAUUUCCUUACCAAGUAUCGAAGCAAAAAUAUAUUAUUCCACUAAUGAUGCAAUCAAUUGUCAUAAAUCAUUCCCAAUAAUAAAAUCAGCAACCACUUCAAUGCCAUAUUUAUAUGUAUCAGCAAAUGUUGCUAAUAUGCCUGAAGAAACAGCACUUACACCAAUUAUUGCCGAUUUUUUUCAGCAAUUAUUGGAAAAUUUACCACAACAAUUUCCUCAGCAAUCAGAAAAUGAAAGUGAUACAAUCAGUAUGACUGAUACAGAAUCAUUAUUAACAUGUAUUCAUUCAAAAUUAAUGAUUAAUAUAUUACUUUCGAUAACUAUUCAGUCUAGUUCACUUCGUUUUGAAGCUCAUCAACAGAGAGCUGGUGCAAUGGAUCUUUUACUACGAUUACCAUCAUUAAAGCUUGUUGCAUCAGCACAUAAUGAUACAAUUAAUAAUGAAUUUGAUAUUUCAUUAAGCUUACAAUCAUUUUCUGUUUGUUUCUAUAAUCCACAUCAGCCUUCACCAUUGGAUGAUUUUUAUUUUAGAUAA
Messenger RNA from Brugia pahangi, 8703 nucleotides. NCBI's taxonomy places the organism in Eukaryota, Metazoa, Nematoda, Chromadorea, Rhabditida, Onchocercidae. The record is from the annotation of a GenBank genome assembly.